Molecule: messenger RNA, 2029 nt
Organism: Paramisgurnus dabryanus
Lineage: Eukaryota; Metazoa; Chordata; Actinopteri; Cypriniformes; Cobitidae
Gene: cyribb
Product: family with sequence similarity 49 member Bb
Biological process (GO): regulation of actin filament polymerization
Molecular function (GO): small GTPase binding
Source: RefSeq, a predicted model, not a curated record
GAGAGAGAGAGAGCGCGCGAGCGAGAGAGAGAGAGAGAGAGUGAGUGAGUGAGAGACUCAGAGGUUGAGAGAAAGAGAGCGCGAUCUAAAGCCUUCUGGAGCUUAUAGCGUGUACUUCAUAGGUGUUUUCCGAGGCUUUGGGAUAAAGACUGUUAGUUUUUCAGCAGGACUACGACCUUGGCCCAGCGCCUGGGUAGGCCUCACGUCUGAAACCUCUGCUUUUCUGUUGGUACGCUGUCAUGGGGAACCUCCUUAAAGUUUUGACAUGCACAGAUCUUGCCCAGGAACCCAACUUUUUCCUCGAUUUUGAAAAUGCCCAGCCCACAGACGCAGAGCAGGAGACGUGGGAGGAAGUGGAUGUGGUCCUGAAGGAUGCGCUGGGAAUACUCGACGAACUACAGGCGUAUAAAGGCGCCGGGCAAGAGAUACGAGAGGCAAUCCAGAAUCCUAAUGACGAGGCAUUACAAGAGCAAGCAUGGGCUGCUGUGGUGCCACUUGUAGGCAAACUGAAGAAGUUUUACGAAUUUUCACAGAGAUUAGAAGCAGCACUGCACAGUCUGUUGCGAGCGCUCACCAGCGAAACGUACGAUGACCCCACGCAGCACCUGGAGAGAGAGCAGGCCCUUGCCAAACAGUUUGCCGAGAUCCUGCACUUCACGCUACGCUUCGAUGAGCUUAAGAUGACAAAUCCUGCCAUUCAGAAUGACUUCAGUUAUUACAGAAGAACGCUGAGCCGCAUGAGGAUCAAUAAUGUUCCUGCGGAGGGAGAAAACGAGGUGAAUAAUGAAUUAGCCAAUAGGAUAUCUUUAUUUUAUGCUGAUGCCACGCCUAUGCUGAAGACACUGAGUGAUGGAAUGACAAAGUUUGUAUCGGAGAAUAAGAACUUGCCCAUUGAAAAUACCACAGAUGUAUUAAGCACAAUGGCAAGCAUUUGCAAAGUAAUGUUGGAGACCCCAGAGUAUCGAAGUCGCUUCAGCAGCGAGGAAACCGUGUCCUUCUGUCUACGCGUCAUGGUUGGGGUCAUCAUCCUCUAUGACUACGUUCACCCUGUUGGUGCUUUUGCCAAGUCCUCCAAAAUAGAUAUGAAAGGAUGCAUUAAAGUGCUCCGAGAUCAGCCGCCAAACAGCGUGGAAGGUCUUCUGAAUGCUCUCAGGUACACAACAAAACACCUUAAUGAUGAGUCAACCACUAAGACUAUUAAAAGCAUGCUGCAGUAGCAACAAACUCUGGGAGAUAUACAGUAAAGUACCACUGGCCCUCAACUUAAUGCUCAGGAGAUGCACACACAAACUCUCUCCCCUCCUCUUUCUCCUGGACUAAAGCCAUGCACAAAAAUGUUUUUAUUAAAACUUAAAAAAAAUCAGACAGAAGCUUCUCUACUCUUUUUGUUGUGUUUUUACAAGACGCUACUGGCUUUAUGUGUGGCUUUCUGUGCCAAAAUGGUUUCGCUAAAAUCCUCGGUUUUUAACAUUUCUGAAAUUCAGCCAUGCUACUGAUGGCAGCUAUGAAAGCAUUGUUAGAUUAUGUUUGUGGUUCUUGUAUUAAUUUAGAUGGUUUUCCGAUAAAGGGAGGGUGAGUGUUUUGACUUGAAUAUAAAUAUAUAUGUCUAUAUAUAUAUAUUAUCUGGAUAAACACAUUAUAUAAAAAGAGAGAAAUAUAUUAUUUUUGUUUGAAUUAAUAUUUAAUGUUACAUCCACUGCAUGGCAAACUGAUCAUGUCUCUUCUAUUUAAAAGAAUUAAUCUUUCAAAUUCAUUUUGUCAUGAUUGUGUAUAAAAAAAACGCUGUUUAUGUUUUAAAACUGAAAUGGUACUUGGAGAUUGCAAAUGGAAACUUUUAAAUUUGUAUAUUUUUUAUAGGUUUUGAUUUGUGUUUAUGUUUAACAUGUGUUUAUGUUUAUAGUGUUAUAAUUUUCUUUUUUUCAGUUCUUGAACUCGCUUUCAAAAACUGUGAUAGAUUGUAAUGUGUUGAGUGUCAGAUGUGAUGACAUGAUUUAAAGAGAAAAUUAAAUGCUUUUGUUUUUAUAACGUU